This is a messenger RNA of Xylaria bambusicola, 2058 nucleotides long. RefSeq names its product major facilitator superfamily domain-containing protein. Gene Ontology annotation, biological process: transmembrane transport; phosphate ion transport. Lineage: Eukaryota; Fungi; Ascomycota; Sordariomycetes; Xylariales; Xylariaceae. The transcript is spliced from 5 exons. Gene Ontology annotation, cellular component: membrane. Bases 1 to 2058 code for a protein of 685 amino acids. Gene Ontology annotation, molecular function: phosphate transmembrane transporter activity. The record is from RefSeq and is a predicted model, not a curated record.
AUGGAAAUGUUACCGGAGCCUAUGAGCCCCCUGACAUACGAACGUACAUAUGGGGGGAACCGCGCUUUUCACAACUUCUUCAACGAUUUUAGCCACAUUCAGGAUCCGAACUUGAGAAGACGCUUGGCUUUAUCGGAGAUUGAUAAGAUACCCUUCGGGUUAUAUCACGUUAGGGCUGUACUAGUUGCCGGCGUAGGAUUCUUUCUGGAUUCAUACGAUAUCUUCGCUAUCAACCUUGUGACUUUAUUAUUAGGGGUGGUUUUCUGGCAGGGACCACCCAACGACGCAGUUCAUGGAUAUGGUGGUAAUCAUGGCGUCCUACCGACAUCUGUGAGCCAAACGCUGAAGACGUCGACCAGUGCUGGCAUUGUCAUCGGACAGCUCGUGUUUGGUUGGCUCGCUGAUAAAUAUGGUCGACGGAAGAUGUACGGAGUCGAACUAGGUAUCAUCCUUGUUUCGACCCUGUCCUGCUGUCUCAUUGCCGCUAGCCAAGCUGUGAGCUUCACAGGGAUAUUGACAUUUUGGCGAGUUAUGAUGGGUAUUGGAAUCGGAGGCGACUACCCCCUCAGUUCGGUCAUCACAUCAGAGUUUGCGCCUACAAGAUGGCGAGGCGCGAUGAUGGCAGCUGUGUUUUCUAUGCAAGGCAUCGGCCAGCUCGCCGCUGCAAUUGUCGCCCUCAUCGUGACAGCCUCGUUUGCACCAAUUUUCCAAACUGCCGCGAGCGUAGACCAGUGCGAUUACGAUUGCCAAACAGCUGCAGACCGCUGCUGGCGUAUCAUCAUCGAUUAUCGUAUUACUAUUCCAGAAACCCCGAGAUAUACGUUCGAGGUCGCAAAGGAUGUCGAAAAGGCGGCUGCAGACAUCAAGGCGUACAUGGCUAACCAAUCCGAGGGCGAAGUUGACGAAAUCAAGCAAGCGCGAAUGAAGAAAGUCGCUGCUCCUGCCCUGGCAAUUCCUGCGGCGUCAUGGAGGGAUGCAUAUGGAUACUUCAGCCAGUGGAAGAACGGCAAAGUGUUAAUCGGAACCACGCUUUCGUGGUUCUUCUUGGACUUUGCCUUCUAUGGUCUCGGUUUAAAUAAUCAGGUUAUUCUUUCAGCUAUAGGCUAUGCGGAUGGCAACUCAUUACACGCUAUAUUGCACAAUAGCGCCGUUGGCACUAUCAUCUUGAUUGUGGCGGGAUCGCUGCCUGGCUACUGGACGUCUAUUUUCCUGAUUGAUACCAUUGGACGCAAGCCACUUCAAAUACUCGGUUUCUCUAUACUUACUAUCAUCUUUAGCGUACUUGGCUUCUGCUAUUACCAGCUGAACAAAGGAUCGCUGCUGGCCCUCUACGUGGUUGCUAAUUAUUUCUUCAACUUUGGCCCUAACACUACCACGUUUAUCAUUCCAGGGGAAUGCUACCCAACACGCUACCGAUCGACAGGCCACGGUAUCUCUGCCGCUAUGGGUAAGGUGGGUGCUAUCCUCGCUCAAGUUAUCUCGAUCCCUCUUCUUAAAAAGGGCGCGCCGCCGACAUGCAAAGGCACUCAAUGUCAGCCGUGGAUAGAUAAGCUUAUGCAAAUCUUUGCACUUUUCAUGCUGCUGGGGCUUAUCGUGUCCUUCCUAGUCCCGGAGACAAAGGGCUACACUUUGGAGGAGCUUGCUGGUGAGCGAUCGACAUCCUAUAACUCUGGCCGCAACGGCAGCAUCGUUGAGAUACCUAGAAAGUGGUGGAAUCCGUUCAAUGGCGGCCGUCCAGCAGGCUUCAUGUACCCUCAGUCAUCCCAAGGCAGUUUUGGCCGUGGUGGGCGAGUGGGAAUCAUGACAAGUCCGGAACUCAUUGCCGAAAAUGCCGAAGCUAGGAAACGGCAUUUCUGGAGAUGGGGUCGUGAAGAUGUGAAUAGAAGGCGCCCCAAUAGCACGAGUUCAACUACCUUUAUAGCCGACUCAUCAAUCAACGAGACCGCGAUCACGCCUCCUCGCUGGGGUGCGGGCUGGGGUCGCAUAGAUCGAGGGGGUCAGCCUCCCCCAAUGGAAAAUAUACGUCUGCAAGAUGUAGGCCAGCUACUUGACAACUAG